Clarias gariepinus (North African catfish) is the source of this 3126-nucleotide messenger RNA. It is a transcript of the gene gjb10, whose product is annotated as gap junction protein beta 10. The transcript is spliced from 3 exons. Gene Ontology annotation, biological process: cell communication. Gene Ontology annotation, cellular component: connexin complex. Bases 684 to 1463 code for a protein of 259 amino acids. NCBI's taxonomy places the organism in Eukaryota, Metazoa, Chordata, Actinopteri, Siluriformes, Clariidae. The record is from RefSeq and is a predicted model, not a curated record.
UCUGCUAACUGUGAGAUUUUAAUCUCUCUAUCAAAAACAAAGAUGCCUUUAAACAGUAUCAUUCUGAAUAUGACGAGACAGCACCUUCACCACUAAUAGAAAAAGGAAGGGGACAAUUGGACAGUCUUGCCUGACUCCCCGUUCUUUAAGGUACCAGACUGUAGCUUGGCGGGGCUGUUGACGUCAUUGUAGGAGAGGCUGACUAAAUUAAUAAAUGUGUCGCCGAAACCGAAAAGUUUAAGAGAGCGUUAUAAGGGUGGAGAAAACAUUGUCGCUUCUUGAAGGACGCGCCAGGCGUCGCGCGUGCUCUUCCAAGAUAGGUCAGAGUGACCAAACUGUUCUCAGAACAGAUUCCACUUCCAUAAACCAGCGCGAAAAACCAGUGCCGGCUCCGGCUAGCUGAUCUCAGAUCAGGUACAUCUUCUCGUACUAGUGUGGAUUCGACUCCGAGUCGACUCGUUUUGGGAUCGAUUCAUAGACUCUUCAUUCCAGUGGUGUGUCUGAGCCAGAGAGCCAGAGAGUUAGUAAUGACUUGUUGCUGUAGCUGGAUUGAGGACGAAGCUGUUUAAACGAGUCUUUAAGUUUUCUGCCUAGAUUUGUGCUUACCAUCCCUCUGUGUUUCCUGGAGACCCACUCCUUUACCCAGUGCUCUCGCUCAGGAUCUCUAAGGACCAUUCAGCACCAUGAACUGGGCAUUCCUCCAGGGUCUCCUAAGCGGGGUCAACAAAUAUUCCACAGCAUUUGGGCGCAUCUGGCUCUCUGUGGUCUUUGUGUUCCGCAUCAUGGUGUUCGUGGUGGCUGCAGAGAAGGUUUGGGGUGAUGACCAGAAGGAUUUCACGUGUAACACAGCGCAGCCAGGCUGCCACAACGUAUGCUACGACUUCUUUUUCCCCAUCUCUCACAUUCGCCUGUGGGCACUGCAGUUGAUCUUCGUGACGUGUCCAUCACUGCUGGUGGUGCUGCACGUGGCCUACCGCGAGGAUCGUGAGCGCAAACACCGCGCCAAACAUGGCGACACCUGUGAUCGGCUUUACCAGAAUACGGGCAAGAAGCGUGGAGGACUCUGGUGGACCUACGUUCUUUCACUUGUCUUCAAAAUGGCUGUAGAUUGUACCUUUGUCUUCCUGGUGUACUAUCUGUAUGAGGGAUAUGACUUCCCGACGCUGGUGAAGUGCUCGGAGGUGCCGUGCCCAAAUGUUGUGGAUUGCUUCAUCUCGAGGCCCACCGAGAAGAGGAUCUUCACACUCUUCAUGGUGGGCACCAGUGUAAUCUGCAUCCUGCUCUCGCUCUGUGAGAUCCUCUACCUGGUGUGCAAGCGAUGCUAUGAGGGCAUCCUGAAACGCUUAGGUAACAGGCAGGCGGCUCGUGCCACUUCCAUCCACAAUGUCAAGAACACAGAUACAUUGUUGGAACGCAAUCCAAUGAUGGGAAAAGUGCCAACAUACACAGUCUCAAUAUCAUGAUGAGGAACCUGGUAUUUGGACCUGGAAAGGAACCUAAGAGACUCUUAACAGGAAAGGUGAUGGGGACCAUUUAUGGAAUAAUUUAAUGCAUUUUGCAAACCUGUAAUAAGACUGAGAAUUACACCUGGUUUAUUUUAAGAUGCACAAGAACUUUAUUAUGUCUCGAGAUAGUUUGCAAACAGUUUGUUCCUCAUACUAGUCAGUUACAAAACACUACCCAAAACAUUACCAAGAUGAACUGAGAUUGAGGCGUAGCUCUGUUACGAACAUUUUUAACAUGCAUCUGCAUGUUCUAUCAAGCCUUUCACUUCUGUAGCGGUUUUGGCUGUGAAUCAACUGCCUGAAAAGCAGGCGAGGUCCUUUGUUUAAGACCAAAGCCACCAGUCCUCUUAUCCUUGCUUCAAAAAGGAAAAGGUGUAAAUAGUGAAAGAUGAUCGCCCUAUGCCUUAAAGCACCCAGGAACAUAUCUGCCCUGAUUGUUUUUAGCACUCUGUGUUUCUUUUGUUCAUGCCAAAGCUGCUUAGAGAUUUAUUUGCAAACAAAAAAUAUCAAAAAAGCACUUGAAAAAAAAUGUAUGCACCAGAAUGUAAGAUUUUAGAACCAUGAAAAAAAUUGUUUGAGGUACUAGCUCCUAUUUCUUGUAUGAAACUCAUUUCUUGUAUGAAUAGAGACAGAUGUGUUUAUGCAGCGCUUAUAAAGUGAUUUUUCUUGGCUAAAAAUUUAUUUUGUAUGUGCAGAAAUCUCAAUCGAAAUGCUGAUUUUUAUGAUUAACUUUGAUGUUUAACAAAACUAUAUGCUGUCGAGUGGGCGACAAAUGCAUAGAUGAACAAUGGGAAAAGAAAAGAGCACGUUUGUUGAUCUUUUUUCCAUCCGUUACACAAAGAGCGAGUCCCAGAAGCUUAUAUAUUUUUGGCAGGGCAUUUCUUGAAAGACUCGAUGACUCAUCUGCCCCGUUUCCAUCUGAUUUUGGUUUGUCCUUGGAGAAAAUCCAAAACCUUUCCCCAAUAGAGGCUGCUUUUAGACAUUCAAGCUUGAAUGGUGCUAAAACUUGUGCUAUAAGAGCAUUCCUCUGAGAACAAAUACAAACCCACACCUGUUUGUAAAAUAUCCAUUUUCAUUUUUUAAAUUGUAUUGUAUUAUUAUAUUUUUCUAAACUGUUUACAAUCUGUUUAUAUUCCCAAUCGAUGUUACAUUGAGGAAGUAAACAAAUAUCUUCCUGCCAAGUCUGCUGACUUCUUUUUGCACAACUGUUUAACCACAGAAAUUCUGGAUGUCUAUUAUAUAUAUAAAUGUUAUUUUUUGUUUGUUUGAGGUUGUUUAUAUGAGUUUUUAAACUUUCCUGGUUAAGGCGCUUUUGUAAGGAAACUUAAAUGCAAAUGUUAUGUUCUAAAUUCCUGCGCUCCUCAUGCACCACGCUGUAGGUCCUCAGGGAAUUAUGUGCCUUCUAGGUAAUUAUGAAAAUGCUACGGAUUUUCCACGUGUGUUUGUGUGUGUAUGUGUGUGUGGGAGAGAGAGAGAGAGAGUGUAUGUUUAUGUUUGUGCAUCCUCUGAAUGUAAACCAGUCUCAGAGUGGAUUUCCUCUGUUUGUCGUCCAUAUUCUGAACAUUCCUUCAUGUUUUUUUUGUAUUGCUUCUCAAUAAAAGCCAGUUUUCUACAUAUCGAA